ACACUACAUUUUAUAGUCACGGACUCCAAGUGACCAUUUUUUUUUUAUAAUUUGUCAAAAUUAAUUGUUAAUACGUAUUUAAAUACACUAAUAACACAUUACACACCAACAAAACAAGGCUUUAAACUGGCGGAGAAAAAAGUGCAAAUGGCUUUAUGCCAAACGUCAGUGUUGAAGGUCUAUCAUGCCGUGAUAGAAGAUGUCAUCUCGAAUGUGCGUGAUGCAUUCCUGGAUGAGGGCGUCGAUGAGCAAGUGCUGCAGGAAAUGAAACAGAUUUGGCGUAACAAACUAAUGGCAAGUAAGGCUGUUGAGUUGAAUCAGGAGCAAAGCGACAGCGGACCCCAUCCACCGCCAAUCGUGGCCAAUAAUCCAAAGAGCAACAAGGCCGCCAAUGCCAAGGCCAAAAAGGCUGCCGCAGCUGCAGCCACAUCCCAACAGAAUAGCGCUAGCGGCACUAGCAGUAGCAUCGGCGGUGGAAUAUCCACAAUUAAUCAUACAGAUAGCAAAUUGGUAGCCAAAUCACCAGCCCCUUCUAACAUGGGCAAUGGGCCGAAAAAUGGUUUAGUUGCCAUCAAACAGGAAGUAACAUCACAGAAUCCGCCACCAUUACAUCCGACUGCGGGUGCACUACUACAACAAAAGCAACAACAGCAGCAGCAGCAGCAACAACAACAACAACAACAGCAGGCAGCUAGCUCUGGGGGGCAGGGGCCCAUACCAAUUGUUGCCUCGCUGGAUCCCAAUCGGAUUAUGCCCGUAAAUAUUACGUUACCUUCGCCACCUGGAUCCGCAACCGCGGAAUCUCGUGUGCUAACCAUACAAGUGCCAGCAUCUGCAUUGCAGGAGAAUCAAUUGACCCAAAUACUGACAGCACAUCUAAUUUCAUCCAUUAUGACAUUGCCCACCACCCUAGCAUCGUCUGUGCUCCAGCAACAUGUUAAUGCCGCCCUCAGUAAUGCCAAUCAUCAGAAGAGUCUGGCUGCCGCCAAACAGUUGGAUGGCGCCUUGGAUUCAUCGGACGAGGAUGAAAGCGAGGAGAGCGAUGAUAACAUCGAUAACGAUGAUGACGAUGAUCUGGAUAAAGACGAUGAUGAGGAUGUCGAGCAUGAAGACGCUGCCGAAGAGGAACCAUUAAAUAGUGAAGACGAUGUUACCGAUGAGGAUUCAGCUGAGAUGUUUGAAACAGAAAAUGUGAUUGUUUGUCAGUACGAUAAGAUCACUCGCUCACGCAACAAAUGGAAAUUCUAUCUCAAAGACGGCAUUAUGAAUAUGCGUGGCAAGGAUUAUGUAUUCCAAAAAUCAAACGGCGAUGCCGAAUGGUAAACAUUAUUCGCCCGCUAUCGUUUGACAAGAUAUACAUAAAAAAAGACAUAUAAACAAAGGAGCCUCAUCUAAGAAAAAAAGUAUCCCUAUCUUGUAGAAAGCAACAAAAUCCAUAGAGCGCGACCAAAACAAAGCAGAUCACAGAAUUCUGGCAAUGUAUCUUAUUUUCAGUUUACAACUGAUGUUAAAAUUUAGCUCAAAACCACACACACACACAUACAGAUAUAUAAGAUUUGCGUUUCAUUUUAAUCGAUAUCUCUAUUAUGUGUAUAUUGUAUUUAUAUAUAAAAAUAGUGCCGCAAAAUUUUUUGUCAAUAAAUUGAAAUAUUUGUCAAGAUUA
Drosophila willistoni is the source of this 1663-nucleotide messenger RNA. RefSeq names its product transcription initiation factor IIA subunit 1 (gene TfIIA-L). Bases 148 to 1323 code for a protein of 391 amino acids. The transcript has 7 exons. Lineage: Eukaryota; Metazoa; Arthropoda; Insecta; Diptera; Drosophilidae. The record is from RefSeq and is a predicted model, not a curated record. Gene Ontology annotation, cellular component: transcription factor TFIIA complex. Gene Ontology annotation, biological process: transcription by RNA polymerase II; transcription initiation at RNA polymerase II promoter.